GGCGCAGUGUAUUGUCGCCUGCGAGCUGCUGUAAUGGCGGUGUCUCGUCGCUCCUCGCAGCAGCAGCAGCAGCAGACUACGUUACAGUCCCCGCCGAGGAACAGCUCUCUGUCGGGGGCCCCGCCGGCCUCUCCGCCGAUGGCUCUGCUGGCCUCGGCCGUGGGAGCUCCGGAGACGGAGCGCGAGCGGGAGCGGGAGUGCAGCGGAGCGGGGAUCGAGAUGGCGCUGGCCUCCCCGGACCUGCCAGCCGCGGUCCUCGCGAGCAGCGCGAGCUCCACCAGCACGACUUCGGGCGGCGGCAGCAGCGGCGUGUCGAGCCCCGGCUCCGCGGCGGCCAGCCCCACGGACGGCAGCAGCGGCAUCGGAGGGGCAUUCCGGGAGCUGUUCGAGGCCUGUCGGAACGGAGACGUGUCCCGGGUGAAGAGGCUGGUGGACUCGGUGAAUGUAAACGCGAAGGACAUGGCUGGCCGAAAAUCAACUCCGCUUCACUUCGCUGCGGGUUUUGGCAGAAAAGAUGUGGUGGAGCACCUCUUGCAGACAGGAGCCAACGUUCACGCUCGGGACGACGGCGGUCUCAUCCCCCUGCACAACGCCUGCUCCUUUGGGCAUGCGGAAGUUGUGAGUCUCCUCUUAUGCCAAGGCGCAGAUCCUAAUGCCAGAGACAACUGGAACUAUACUCCAUUGCACGAGGCUGCCAUCAAGGGAAAGAUAGAUGUGUGCAUUGUGUUACUCCAGCAUGGAGCUGACCCAAACAUCCGCAACACUGAUGGAAAAUCUGCUCUGGAUCUGGCCGACCCUUCAGCCAAGGCUGUGCUCACUGGUGAAUACAAGAAGGAUGAACUUCUGGAAGCAGCAAGGAGUGGAAAUGAAGAGAAGCUAAUGGCACUGCUGACUCCACUGAACGUCAACUGUCAUGCCAGCGACGGGCGCAAGUCAACAUCACAAAAAAUGCUGUCCACGCCGCUGCACCUGGCCGCGGGCUACAACAGGGUCCGCAUCGUUCAGCUCCUCCUCCAGCACGGCGCCGAUGUUCACGCUAAGGACAAAGGCGGUCUGGUUCCUCUUCACAACGCCUGCUCUUACGGUCACUUUGAGGUCACCGAGCUUCUUCUGAAACAUGGGGCCUGUGUCAAUGCCAUGGACUUGUGGCAGUUCACUCCUCUUCAUGAAGCGGCGUCCAAGAACCGAGUGGAGGUCUGCUCCUUACUGCUGAGCCACGGGGCCGAUCCCACGCUGCUCAACUGCCACAGCAAGAGCGCCGUGGACAUGGCUCCCACCCCAGAACUGAAGGAGAGGCUCACCUAUGAGUUCAAAGGUCACUCGCUGCUGCAGGCAGCCCGGGAGGCCGACAUGGCCAAAGUGAAGAAGACGCUCGCUCUGGAGGUCAUCAGCUUCAAACAUCCUCAAACCAAUGAGACGGCUCUGCACUGUGCCGUGGCCUCACCCCACCCCAAGAGGAAGCAGGUGACGGAGUUGUUGCUGCGCAAAGGUGCCAACAUCAAUGACAAGAACAAAGACUUCAUGACUCCCUUGCAUGUUGCUGCUGAGAGAGCGCAUAACGACAUCCUGGAGGUGCUGCAGAAACAUGGAGCAAAGGUGAAUGCUGUAGACACUCUCGGCCAGACGGCUCUUCACAGGGCGGCGCUGGCCGGUCACAUCCAGACCUGCAAGUUGCUGCUGAGCUAUGGCGCCGACCCCUCCAUCGUCUCCCUCCAGGGUUUCACUGCUGCUCAGAUGGGCAACGAGGCAGUACAACAGAUUCUUAACGAAAAUGUUCCCACGCGUAAUUCAGAUGUUGACUACAGGUUUCUGGAAGCAGCCAAAGCAGGAGAUCUGGACACAGUGCAACAACUCUGCACACCACAGAAUGUGAACUGCCGGGACUUGGAGGGCCGCCACUCCACUCCUCUCCACUUUGCAGCUGGUUACAAUCGAGUGGCUGUCGUUGAGUACCUGCUACAUCAUGGAGCCGAUGUUCAUGCCAAAGACAAGGGCGGUCUGGUUCCCCUUCACAAUGCCUGCUCCUACGGUCACUACGAAGUGGCAGAGCUCCUGGUCAGACACGGGGCUUCAGUCAACGUCGCCGACCUUUGGAAGUUCACGCCGCUCCACGAAGCAGCCGCCAAAGGAAAAUAUGAGAUCUGCAAACUGCUGCUUAAACACGGAGCAGACCCUUCCAAGAAGAACCGUGACGGCAACAUGCCGCUGGACAUGGUGAAAGACGGAGACACAGACAUCCAGGACUUGCUGAGGGGCGACGCUGCCCUGCUGGACGCCGCCAAGAAAGGCUGCCUGGCUCGAGUCCAGAAACUCUGCUCACCGGAGAACAUCAACUGCAGAGACACGCAGGGCCGCAACUCCACGCCGCUGCACCUCGCAGCCGGCUACAACAACCUGGAGGUGGCAGAGUAUUUGUUGGAGCAUGGGGCUGAUGUCAAUGCCCAGGACAAAGGAGGCCUUAUUCCGCUCCAUAAUGCUGCUUCUUACGGGCAUGUGGACAUCGCAGCCCUGCUGAUCAAGUAUAAUACAUGCGUGAACGCUACGGACAAAUGGGCUUUCACACCUCUCCAUGAAGCUGCGCAGAAGGGGCGUACACAGCUGUGUGCGCUGCUGCUGGCUCAUGGCGCUGACCCCACCAUGAAAAACCAGGAGGGUCAGACGGCUCUGGACCUGGCCACGGCUGAUGAUAUCCGAGCUCUCCUGAUGGACGCCAUGCCACCAGACGCUCUCCCCAGCUGCUUCAAGCCUCAGGCCACCGUGGUCAGCGCCUCGGUCAUCUCUCCCGCCUCCACGCCGUCCUGUCUGUCGGCCGCCAGCAGCAUAGACAACCUCGCCGGGCCCCUCACCGAGCUGGCUGCCGCCGCCGCCGCAGCCGGCACCUCCGGCGUGGCAGAUGGUGCCACAGGCACUGAUCGCAAGGAGGGGGAGAUGACAAUGCUGGAUAUGAACAUCAGCCAGUUCCUGAAGAGCCUUGGACUGGAGCACCUGAGGGACAUCUUCGAGAGAGAGCAGAUCACAUUAGACGUGCUGGCCGACAUGGGCCACGAGGAGCUGAAGGAGAUCGGGAUCAAUGCGUAUGGCCACCGGCACAAGCUGAUCAAAGGUGUAGAGAGGCUGCUGGGCGGCCAGCAAGGUGCCAACCCAUACCUGACAUUCCACUGUGCCAACCAGGGCACCAUCCUGAUAGACCUCGCCCCGGAUGACAAGGAGUACCAGUCUGUGGAGGAGGAGAUGCAGAGCACCAUCAGGGAGCAUAGAGACGGCGGCAACGCGGGCGGCGUCUUCAGCAGAUACAAUAUCAUCAAGAUUCAAAAGGUGGUGAAUAAGAAGCUGAGAGAACGUUACACUCACCGGCAGAAGGAGAUCGCAGAUGAAAACCACAACCACCACAAUGAGCGGAUGUUGUUUCAUGGUUCUCCUUUCAUCAAUGCAAUCAUCCACAAAGGCUUCGAUGAGCGCCACGCAUAUAUAGGCGGGAUGUUCGGAGCAGGAAUCUACUUCGCAGAGAACUCCUCGAAGAGCAAUCAGUACGUUUACGGCAUUGGCGGAGGCACCGGCUGCCCGACACACAAGGACCGAUCCUGCUACCUGUGCCACAGGCAAAUGCUGUUCUGCCGAGUGACCUUGGGGAAGUCCUUCCUACAGUUCAGUGCCAUGAAGAUGGCUCACGCCCCCCCAGGACACCAUUCAGUCAUCGGGCGGCCCAGCGUUAACGGCCUGGCCUAUGCUGAGUACGUCAUCUACAGAGGAGAGCAGGCCUACCCGGAGUACCUCAUCACCUACCAGAUCCUUAAGCCGGAGAGUGCAGCCCAGUCUGCUGCGGGAGCGGAACAGAAGUCGUAGUUACUUCAGCUUACACAAUCUGACACACGGACUUGAUGCUCGUUACUUUCUUUGUAUUGCAAAUGCCUAAACACCUUUUAUUUACCAAACACAUUUCCAGUCCUCUGUCCAGUAGAACCCAUGGUGACCAGUGCUUCAUGAGCAUAUAUGCUGUAUAAUACUCUCUUAGUCCUGGUGAUGACACACUUUAUUUUGUAUUGCAUUGGUUGCAUGUUAAGAAGCAUGUGAGGCCCAAUAGCGUGCGUGGGUUAGUUUUUGAGUAUCUCUCCUCCCUCUCUUCAUCGAUCUGGAGGACGCUUGUAGAGACUUUGAAGUAUCAGCAUUAACAGUUUGACACUGUUUUGUUGUCUCAUGUCAUGUGACCGUGGAGAAUCACCCCCAGCCCCUCAUCCUCCCACCUCCACACAGACCGCCGAGGCCCGAAACCUGCAGACUGCAUCUCCCCGGCUGUGUUUGGGUUCAUCUUGUAUAGAACAGCCUGUGAUAACUGUGAUUUUAAUGCUAACCUGUAACACUACCAGACUGGUAACAGUGCAUUGUUGCUAUGCUGUAGAUCAGACCUCCUCUUUAGUCACAGAACACUACAAAACACUGAACUGAAAUGGUUUUUAGUAGUCUAUCGGGGGCUGAACAUGCUCGAGAGAGAAGGGGCUCUCAGUAAAUUCACAAACUCGGACUCUUUCAUCCACAUUAACACAUUUGCAUUUGAGAGGAUGCGUGCUCAGCAGUGCAAUGUAAGGCAUCAAAAUUACUCAAGAUGAAGUUGUACAUUAAAAGCAUUAUAAUAUAUGACUGAGCUUCAUGAUGUAGAGCUGGUAUAUAUGUUGAAAUGUGUUUGUGAUGCCUUACACGUGAACGCCCCACAGCCGGCCAGCUCAUCACAGCAUCCUUUCCGUCGCCAUGGUGUCACUCACACAUCCCACGCAUAAGGAUUUGCACUUUUACAUAGAAACCUAUUUAAGUUAUUUUGAAAUUAAAAUGCUAAUUUGCUGAAAAAAUAUUUGUACAGGUUGUGUAAAUGGUUGUGUAUAACUAUUGCUGUUUAACAGUCUCUGCGUUAAACUGUAAAUGUCAUCUGAAUUUUUCCUUUCAUGCCUUUUGAUUCUUUUUUUUUUUUUUUUAAUAAAUGUCCCAUU
Molecule: messenger RNA, 4979 nt
Organism: Salarias fasciatus (jewelled blenny)
Lineage: Eukaryota; Metazoa; Chordata; Actinopteri; Blenniiformes; Blenniidae
Product: poly [ADP-ribose] polymerase tankyrase-1-like
Exons: 28
Coding region: 34-3843 (1269 amino acids)
Molecular function (GO): protein binding; NAD+ poly-ADP-ribosyltransferase activity
Source: RefSeq, a predicted model, not a curated record